AUGCGACUACUUAUCGUACUCGCUCUCUUGGGGGCGGUUUUCGCCGAAGAAGCAUGGAAAGCCGCUAACGUUGACCGAACCAUUGAUGCCACAACGCAAAUUGUGAAAAUCUCGACACUUUACUCAUUCGAGAACGUCGGCACCGGACCACAGAGCAAAGUUUUGGUAAGUUCUGCAAUUUUGCGACAAAACUCAAAAAUUUUUCUGUAUCCAGAUUGCUCUCUCCAAAGACGAAGCUACCGGUCUCUCGCACAUCACCGCCGGCAUCGAUGGCACAAAAGGAAAGCUGAAGGUGACUGAGAAGCCCGCCGAGAAAGAUCUGACCUUCUACGAAGUGGAUCUCCGUACCCCGAUCGCCAAAGGAGCCAAGGUGGCGAUUCGUGUGAACCUGAAGGUUACCCAAGUCCUCGAGCCCCUUCCAGCCAAGAUUCCACAAUCUGAAAGCCAGUUCGUCGUCCUUCACACUUCCGCCUACGUUCCAUCGCGUUAUGAAGUGGUCUCCCAGAAGACUGUCGUCCGCACUACUCAAGGCGGAAAACUGCUUUCGAGCACAACCGUGAAUCCAACGAAGCAGGAAACCGAGCGAGUAACCUAUGGACCGUACGCGAACAUCGCUGCUUUCGAGGCGAAACCAAUCAAAGUCCAUUUCGAGAACAAUUCUCCAUUCGUUGUCGCCACUCUCGUUGAGAGACUGAUCGAGGUGUCCCACUGGGGAAACAUUGCCGUUGAGGAGUACAUUGAGCUUGUGCACAAAGGCGCUGAGCUCGACGGACCGUUCUCCAGAAUCGACUACCAAAUGGAUCGCCGUGGCCGCCGAAUGCCCGCUCUUCAAACGUUCACGACUAUCCUUCCGGCUCAGGCCAAGGACAUCUACUACCGUGACGAGAUCGGCAACAUCUCGACGUCGGCGGUCAGAAUCCGUGCCGACAGUGUCGACGUCGAAAUCCGUCCGAGAUUCCCGUUGUUCGGAGGAUGGAAGACUUCCUACGUGAUCGGAUACAAUCUGCCGUCGGAGGACUAUUUGUACGUGAAGGGCAAUCAAUACGCUUUGAAGACCAAGCUUUUUGAUCACGUUUUCAAUGACAUCGUCGUGGAGAAGCUGAGAACGAAGGUGCUGCUUCCAGAGCAUGUUCGGUAAGGUUUUACCAGGUUUCGGAACAUUUUCCAAUAAAAAUUAUUUGCAGACGCGUCAAAGUGGUGACCCCGUUCGUUGUGGACAGAAGACCCGACGAGUUAAAGCCCACUUACCUGGAUACCACCGGCCGUUUGGUGAUUGUCAUCGAAAAGGAUAAUGUGGUGCCGGAUCACAGCCAAUUCUUCACCGUCUCCUACGAAUUCAACCACACCGACAUGCUCCGCGAGCCGCUUUUGGCCUCUGCGUUCUUCCUGGUCAUCUUCUUGGCCAUCAUCGUUUACGCUAGAUUCGAUUUUACUAUUUCUAAGGUUAGCUAUCUAAAUACUCAAAUUUUCAUCAAAAAAUGGUUGUUGUUCUUCCAGGAUCCAGUGAAAGAAGCCGAAGAACGAGCUCAACAAAGCGUCGGAAUCCUGUCGCAGUUUGUUGAUGCCAAACAAGCCGCCUAUAACGCGCUCAUCGACGCCGCCCAGCAAUACAAGUCGAACAAGGACGAGGCGGCCCUUCAGGAGGCCAAGCAGACGUUCGUCGCCACUAGAAAUGGAAUCAACGCGAAUAUCACGAAGAAGGGCGACAAGCUGAAAACUUCGGAUGAAACUGUCGCCGAGAAGGCCCUGGAGCUUCUGAAGAGCGACAAAACCGCAUUUGAAGGAGUGGAGAGCUAUCUGAAGGCCGUGGAGAAAAGCACGUCGAAAACAGCUGGACCUGACGAGCAGACAUUCCUGAACAAGGUCAAGGAGUCGCGCCUCCGAGCGGACAACAUUCUGUCAUCGAUUUUCAGCCAGUAA
This is a messenger RNA of Caenorhabditis sp. 36 PRJEB53466, 1920 nucleotides long. The record is from the annotation of a GenBank genome assembly. NCBI's taxonomy places the organism in Eukaryota, Metazoa, Nematoda, Chromadorea, Rhabditida, Rhabditidae.